Messenger RNA from Peronospora belbahrii, 1284 nucleotides. NCBI's taxonomy places the organism in Eukaryota, Oomycota, Peronosporomycetes, Peronosporales, Peronosporaceae. The record is from the annotation of a GenBank genome assembly.
AUGACGAAAAAGCGCCAGCGAAGUGCUGAUGUUCAAACUUUGGACCACGUUUCGCAGUCGAUUGAACACAAGCAACAGAGCUCCACACUGACAACAUUGCAGGACGCGGCAGGACAAGAAGUGGCACUGCUGCCUAUCUACAUUGUGCACCGCCCCAAGCGCCAUCGCUGCGGUUCCGUGCGGUUUCAAUUCUUGCUUGAGGCGGUACUUGAUCUUGCCAAGUCGAUCGCAACCUGGGGCGGCCGCUUGCUGGUUCUGCGUGGAGACGCGGAGGAGGUGCUAUCUACAAUAAUGGUGGCCUGGUGUGUCGCCGACUUUUUCUUCGAGACCGGUGUGAUGCACUACGCCGUCGAGCGCGAUAACCGCAACGGCGGCCAUCCCCCCACAAUCUACGAGCGUCUGCUGGAAAUCACGGACAAGAUGGCACAACCAGCGGUGCCCAUUGGAGUGCCUUUAUCGCUUUCAAAUGCGACGAUGUUCAGUACGAGUGAACUGUUUGAAUUGCUUAGACAACAUGACAGCAGCACUGCUGAUGCCAUGGCUGGAUUUGACAUAGAUACGAGCAACGCCGUCUGCAAUUUGUUUGCUGUACCGCCACUCACGGAACUUGGCUUGGUUCCUCCAGACCCCCACACGCUUUUCAUUAAUGGGGAAAGCGAAGCGAUGAAGAGAUUGGACGUCUUCUGCGAGGAUGAACGGCGCGUCGGGCUUUUUGAAAAGCCAAAAACUUCUCCUGUCGCAGUGGACGCUACCUUGAGCUCAUAUCUGAUUUUUGGAUGUCUAAGUGCACGCGAAUUCUUCCAUCGCAUUAUGUGCAUUCAGCUUCAAUUCCGGAAUCGUCCAGAUCCCACACAGGCCACACUUGAGGGCCAGCUCAUGUGGCGCGAGUUUUUCUACUGUUAUGCGUGUAGCACGUCGAAUUUUGAUUCACAGAGGCGGAAUCCAGGACGCAAGCAAAUUGCAUGGAGGCUACUCGACGAAGAGUACGUAACACAUCCUGAAUUGGAUCAAAAUGAUCUUGACGGCGUGACGGAUGCGGACGAAAAGCUUGCGAUGCACCAACUGCAGUGUUGGAAGGACGGACGCACGGGGUUUUCUUGGAUUGACGAUGUUAUGCGACAGAUUAACCAGGAAGACUGGAUUCACUAUGCUGGGCGUCACGCAAUUGCUUGUUUUUUCACUCGCGGAGUACUCUACAUUUCGUGGUUGCGUGGCGCAGUAUACUGCCAGGGAAGAACAUCGAUAUGGACUGGCCGGUUAAUGUUGGGAACUGGCUUUGGGUGA